AUGGGAAGAAUGAAAGGGUUUUCAUCUUCUAUUUUGCCUCUGCUUGUGCCAUUAAUCCUUAUCAUUUUCUGCGAAGAAUCUUCCGCCCAAUAUUCGACUUUGAAUUACACAAAAUAUAGAAAAGUUAGUAGCUUGAGACUUGCUAGGAUUCAGAAGCAUUUGGAAAAGAUUAACAAGCCUCCUGUCUUAACCAUUCAAAGCCCGGAUGGAGAUUUCAUUGAUUGUGUUCAUAAAAGAGAACAACCAGCUUUGGAUCAUCCUCUUCUCAAGAAUCACAAGAUCCAGAGAGUUCCACCAGAAAUGCCGAAGAUGAUAAAAACAGAGGCAGUGAGGGAGAGAAAUAGCAGUGAAAGUGAGAGAUUGAGAGGUGGAAUUGCUUGGCAAAUGUGGCAUCAAAAAGGGCAGAAAUGUCCAAAAGGUACUGUCCCCAUUAGGCGAAGCACUGUGCAUGAUGUUCUUAGGGCUAAAUCAUUGUAUGAUUUUGGCAAAAAACAAAGCAAAAUACCACUAUCUAGAAGGGUUGAUGCACCUGAUGUUCAGACUGGCAAUGGCCAUGAGCAUGCGAUAGCAUACACGACGUCGUCACAAGAGGUAUACGGGGCAAAAGCGACGAUUAAUGUAUGGAAUCCAUCAAUCGAAGUAGUGAAUGAGUUCAGCCUCUCUCAAAUAUGGGUUUUAUCUGGAUCGUUUGAUGGGUCAGAUCUCAACAGCAUUGAAGCUGGUUGGCAGGUUAGUCCGGAGCUCUAUGGUGACAGUAGACCAAGAUUAUUUACCUACUGGACGAGUGAUGCAUAUCAAGCAACCGGAUGCUACAACCUUCUAUGUUCGGGAUUUGUGCAAACGAACAGUCGCAUCGCCAUCGGAGCUGCCAUUAACCCGGUGUCAUUGCUAAAUGGAAAUCAAUACGACAUCACCAUCCUCAUAUGGAAGGAUCCAAAGUUGGGAAAUUGGUGGAUGGGCCUCGGCGACAAUACUUUAGUGGGCUAUUGGCCCACUGGGCUCUUCACGCACUUAGCUGACCAGGCCACCAUGGUCGAGUGGGGCGGGGAGAUAGUUAAUUCUCGGCCCAAAAACGAACAUACGUCAACCCAAAUGGGCUCGGGCCAUUUUGCUGAGGAUGGGUUUGGUAAAGCUAGCUAUAUUCGGAACCUCGAGAUAGUGGACUCGGACAACAGCCUAAGUUCGGCCCAAGAUAUAUCAACCUUGGCUGAAAAUACUAAUUGCUACAAUAUCAAGAGCUCCUAUAACAGUGAAUGGGGCACACAUUUUUACUAUGGUGGGCCUGGGAAAAGCCCAAAAUGUCCAUGA
Messenger RNA from Fraxinus pennsylvanica, 1308 nucleotides. NCBI's taxonomy places the organism in Eukaryota, Viridiplantae, Streptophyta, Magnoliopsida, Lamiales, Oleaceae. The record is from the annotation of a GenBank genome assembly.